UCUACCAACACCCUAAGCUGGAUUAAGCUCAUUUCUAUUGUUCCUUAUUUUCAUAACGAUCGUCAGCAAAUUGUUUCCGAGAGAGUUUGAAGAUGUUCCGUCAGAUAAUCCUCCUACUCGUUGUAGCUGGAAGCGCUACCGCACUGUCUGAUCUUGCUCAAAGCCAGAUUAAGGGAUUGCAAAAGCUUUUAAAAGGAGAACAAACAGCGAUUGCAACAUGCACAAUCGUUUUUUUCAAAGAGCUGGUUGACUACAACGUAGCAGACGAGCACUGCAAGAACUUCGAAAUAGGUACCGGGCGAGCUGAAAAAGGAAAUCUGGUGACAGUGAACAACGAUGAGAAGAACCAAGAACUUCAAGUCCUUCUAGAUUUGGCGUACCCGGUAGCAGAUCCUGAAGUAGACAAGUGGGGCUCCACUCGGUGGGUCUGGGCUGGUCUCAGGAAAACCAAGAACACCAAGGACACAAAGGUGAAGCGUGGGGACUACACUCCUUUGGAAUGGGAGUGGGCUGAUGGCACCAAUCCCACAGAAUUUCAACAAUGGCUGAACUUUGGGGAGAAGAAGGCUCAACCUGAUCAGGACAAUAUGAAGAAAGGAAGCAAGAUAAAGGGGUUGUCAGGGGGUGCCAAUACUUGUAAUGAAGACCCCAGGUGUUUCCAGAACCAGAUGAGGAUCAACCACGAGGGAAAGUGGGACGACACAUUCAAGUUCAGGAAACAUCCCUACGCCUGCGACUACCGAGGAAAAUACAUCCUCUCCAGCGAACCAUCGACUUGGAAAGAUGCCGAAAGUGCUUGUGAGGCAGCAGGAUUACAUCUUGCUAUGGUCAGAAACCCGGCGGAGGUUGAAGAGAUAAAGACUGCAAUGGUGUACUUCCUCGGAGACGCUGAUGAUUCCUGGGGAACCUGGGAUGCCAACAACUGGAUCUGGUUGGGCGGAAAUGACGUGAAAGAAGAGGGAGUGUGGAGGUGGCAAAAUGGGGACCUAGCUGAUACCUGGGACAUGCCCUGGAGGAAAAAAGCGGGCAAGGAUAACGCUAAAUAUCUGUCAGAUGGAGGCCAAAACGCUAUGGCUAUAUCCAGAUGGGGAGAAUUCGACGACUCUUUCCAGGAUCAGAUGGAGAGGAAGCGACCAUUCGCUUGCCAAUGCCCAGACUCCUGAACACUGAAGAUUCGGAUUUCGGACUAGUAUCGUUUUCAUUUUUUUAUACUUUUUGAAGAGAAAACCGGAAAUUUAAAUAAAAAUUAUGGAAAAAAUAAUUAGAGUUAUGUUUAGUAGUACUA
This is a messenger RNA of Bolinopsis microptera, 1285 nucleotides long. RefSeq lists its product as uncharacterized. The record is from RefSeq and is a predicted model, not a curated record. Lineage: Eukaryota; Metazoa; Ctenophora; Tentaculata; Lobata; Bolinopsidae. The transcript is spliced from 2 exons. Gene Ontology annotation, cellular component: external side of plasma membrane. The coding region runs from base 93 to 1163 and encodes 356 amino acids. Gene Ontology annotation, biological process: biological process involved in interspecies interaction between organisms. Gene Ontology annotation, molecular function: carbohydrate binding.